Molecule: messenger RNA, 1623 nt
Organism: Phytophthora sojae
Lineage: Eukaryota; Oomycota; Peronosporomycetes; Peronosporales; Peronosporaceae
Exons: 6
Coding region: 1-1623 (540 amino acids)
Molecular function (GO): hydrolase activity, acting on carbon-nitrogen (but not peptide) bonds
Source: RefSeq, a predicted model, not a curated record
AUGGUGAAGGCGUUCGUGAAUGGCAAGAUCUGGCAGUGGGGGGAGGGCUCGAGCUCCGUCGCGGGGCCGUUCGCCGAGUGGAUGACGGUGUCGGAGGGCGGCCGCAUCGCCGCAGUGGGCAGCGGCGCUGCUCCCCCCGCCAACGAGACGGAGGAUCUACACGGGGCACUGGUGCUGCCGGGACUGCACGACGCGCACAUCCACGUGUCGAUGCUGGGGGAGAGCGCCGAGUGGCUCGAUCUGUCGGGCUGCACGUCGUUCGACGAGUUCCAGGCGCGGCUGAGGAGCUACGACGCCCGGUACCCGGACAAGGCGUGGGUCGUCGGCAUCGGCUGGGCGCAGGACGAGCUCUCUAGCAGCGCGCGGUACCCGAGUCGCCGCGACAUCGACGCCGUGAUCAAGGACCGCCCCGUCAUCCUGCACCGAGCUUGCUGGCACAUUGCAGUGGUGAACACGAAAGCUCUGGAGAUCGCAGGCGUGGACUUGACGGCCACGAGUCACAACGUCAAGCACGGAGCCAUUGACGUCGACGAGAAGGGCGCCACGGGCGUCCUGAGAGAAGACGCCGUGCAGAUCAUGGAGAAGCAUGCGAACGAGCCGUCGCUGGAUCUUCGAGUCCAGUACUUGAGGAACGCGUUGGCGAGAUGCGUGAUCUCGGGUCUAACUGCUGUUCAUACAAACGACGAGGACGCGUGGCGAGUGUAUGCCAAGCUGCAAGAGGAAGAGGGACUGCCUGUUCGUGUGUACCUGACACCGUCGAUCCACGAACUGGGAAAGCCUACGACGCCGAAGCCUGGUGAUUGCAGCGGACUACUGUCGUGCCACCGCAUGAAGAUUUUCAGCGAUGGCAGCCUGGGAGCGGAAACAGCGGCAUUGCGCAUUCCGUACAAGGGCACGAGCAACAAGGGAAUCCUCAUGAAUUCAGAUGAAGAACUCAUUAAAAAGAUUGCCGAUGCGACCGAUGCUGGUUACCGCGUCGAAAUCCACGCCAUUGGUGAUCGCGCUGCAGAGCAAGUUCUGACAGCCCUCAGGGCCGCCAAUGUUGGGCCGGAGAAACGCCCCAUUCUCACGCACUGCCAGAUCCUUGGUGAAGAUCUGAUCUCCCAGAUGCGUCAUCAAGGCGUUAUCGGCGACAUCCAGCCAUCCUUCACUGUGACGGACGCCGCUUAUGUGCGCAAGCGCUUGGAAGACGACGUCAUUCCCUUUUCAUACUGUUGGAAGCGGAUGCUGGAGAACGACGUCGUGUGCGCAGGAGGAAGCGAUGCGCCCAUCGAGACGUGCAAUCCGUUUCAAGGCAUCUACGACGCCAUCUACCGCUACAAGCCCAACCAGCCCCAGGACGUAUUUUUGCCAGAAGAGCAGCUCUCAUUUGACCAAGCUCUGGCGCUGUACACUAAGGGUGGUGCAUUUGCGGCAAUGGAAGAAGACGCUCUCGGCGAGAUCGCUCCAGGUUUCCGAGCUGAUUUUGUGGUUCUCCGACGAGACGUGACUCAAGAUCAUGCAGCGCUUGUGUCACGUGACCUCGUGGAGAGUGUCUGGGUGAACGGGAAAAAGUCAUACCACAACAGCUUACUGCCAGGCAAGAACGGACCCAUGCGCGUGUGCCGAUGCUGUCGGCGAUAA